GCCAGGCCCCGCCCCGCUCGCCCGGCGUCGCGGAGCGGCGGAGUCAAGAUGGAGGAGUACGCGCGCGAGCCUUGCCCCUGGCGCAUUGUGGACGACUGUGGUGGGGCCUUUACGAUGGGAACCAUAGGUGGCGGGAUCUUUCAAGCAAUCAAAGGUUUUCGCAAUUCUCCGGUGGGAGUAAACCACAGACUACGAGGGAGUCUGACAGCCGUUAGAACCAGGGCCCCACAGCUGGGAGGUAGCUUUGCAGUUUGGGGAGGUCUGUUUUCCAUGAUUGACUGCAGUAUGGUUCAAGUCAGAGGGAAAGAAGAUCCCUGGAACUCCAUCACGAGUGGUGCCUUAACAGGAGCCAUCCUGGCAGCAAGAAACGGACCAGUGGCCAUGGUUGGGUCAGCCGCGAUGGGUGGCAUUCUGCUAGCUCUCAUUGAAGGAGCUGGUAUCUUGUUGACAAGAUUUGCCUCUGCCCAGUUUCCCAACGGUCCUCCGUUUGCUGAAGACCCCUCCCAGUUGCCUUCGGCCCAGUUACCAUCCUCACCUUUCGGGGACUAUCAACAAUACCAGUAGGACCUCUCUCCCAGGACUUCUGUAACAGAAUGAGCUGCGGUUCAAGGAAGGAUUUCAGAAGGUCAAAUUCAGUCUGUUUUUAAAACUGUAGGUGGGACAACUAUGGCCAAAUAGGCUGUGAAGAGACAUUUAGAACAUUUUUCUAUUUAAAGGAACGUGGGGGGCGGGGGAGGGUCUUAAAAGAUAAUACAUUUAUUUAUUCACACUUGGAUUGCGUUUGUGAUCAAAAUAAAUGUCUGAAAUCUUUAGAAGGAAAAACAGUAAGUGCUUGGAAGAUGAAGGACCAGUGGCAAACAGCAAUGAAGCAUGACCAUCAUUUCCUCGGGGACCUCUCUGCCUGGUUUUGUUCUGUUAAACAAUAAAAAACGCCAGGAGAUUGCUCUUUCUAUUAAGAUAAGUUGCAGAGUUCUACUUUUCAUCCUUGAAUUCAAAUAAUGCAGAGUCCACUGAAAGUUGCACGUGGUGCAGUCACCAAGGAUUGGUCCACAGCAAACACUUCUGGGCUGGAAGGCUGCGGGAAAGUGCUUAGCCUUCUCCUUGCAAGUAAAAAAAUAUGCCACGUCUUGAUUUUGAGGGUGUCGGAUACAAAACUCUCUUCACCUCUGAAGCUACUGUGUCUUGAUUCUUAAUCAUCAGAAAAACUUCCUUCUGGUAUACCCAGUUCUGUAUGAGAAGGUUCCUGGAGGGCAUAAUAGCCCUGGAAAAGUUUGGCGUUUAUGGUAUGCUGGAAAGUAAAAUACAUGCUGUUUUUAAUGUGUUGCAAGUCCCCUGAAGCUGAUCUUUGUCGAGGGUGUGUUUUGGGGUCUGGCCGGGCCUGGAAAAUGGAUUAGCAUUUCAGAAUAGGCCAUUUUACUGGCUGUGGUGGAGAUGCCAUGCGGCCUUACAGGAGGCAGGCUGUUACUCCCCAUUUGCCUGCCUCUGUGUGAAAUGGAGAGCAAAUCCGUGUGGGUGUGGUGAGCACACGCAUAUUUUGGCCCAGUGCCACGUACGUAGUAAGCAUUUAAUUUACUAAUGCUGGUUCGAUCUUUGGUAAAAUAUACAGGAAAUCAUAUCAUUUUAACCAUUUGUAAGUGUACAGUUCAGUGGAAUUUAAAUUAGUGUAACAGUCACCAUUGUGUAUCCCAAAACUUCCUCAUCAUCACCAACAGAAACUCCCCAUCCCGCCUUCCCCCAGCUCCUGGUAACCACAGGUCUACUUGCUGUCUCUGAGUUUGCCUAUUCUGGGUACCUUGUAUAAGUGGAACCGUAUGAUGUUCGUCCUUCUGGGUCGCUCUUUCUUCCUGGAGCAUCAUGUUUUAAGGUCCGUCUGUGGUGUAGCAUAAACCAACACUUCGUGCCUUUCGAUGGCGGAGUAAUAUUGCAUGGUAUGCAGAGAUCACAUUUUAUUUCUCCAUUCAUCCAUUGAUGGACACUUGGGCUGUUUACACCGUGUGACUCUUGUGAAUAACAUGGGCAUACAAAUAUCUGAGUCCCUGCUUUCCGUUCCUUUGGGUGUAGACCUAGGAGUGGCGUUGCUGGGGCAUGUGGUAGUUCUAUGUUUAACUUUUGGAAGAAGCACCAAACUUUUCCACAGCGCUGCACCAUUUGACAUUUCCACCAGCAGUGCACGAAGGUUCCCAUUUUUCCACAUCCUUGCCAACACUUUUAUUUUCCUUUAAAUAAAUACAUUAUAGCCAGUCUA
Balaenoptera ricei (Rice's whale) is the source of this 2245-nucleotide messenger RNA. It is a transcript of the gene TIMM17A, whose product is annotated as translocase of inner mitochondrial membrane 17A. Lineage: Eukaryota; Metazoa; Chordata; Mammalia; Artiodactyla; Balaenopteridae. The record is from RefSeq and is a predicted model, not a curated record. Gene Ontology annotation, molecular function: transmembrane protein transporter activity. Gene Ontology annotation, cellular component: mitochondrial inner membrane; TIM23 mitochondrial import inner membrane translocase complex. Bases 49 to 564 code for a protein of 171 amino acids. The transcript is spliced from 6 exons. Gene Ontology annotation, biological process: protein import into mitochondrial matrix.